GGCAAAGUUUUAGAGAAGAAGUGAAUAUGGAAGCCAUGGCAGAGGGAGCUUCACCAUCAUUGCCCGACCUUGUACUGUCGCUGGAGCAAGCAUCGUUCAUGGCUAAGCAGCUUCCUUCCACCUCUAACCCAUCCCAUCUCCUUCAAAUCUACAAUUCUCUACACCAAGCAAACCACAACCUCUCCAUUUUCCUCUCCGGAACCCAGUUUCCCCAAUCUCUCCCUCUCCCUCGACCUUCCCUGAACGAAAAUUCCCUCUCCUCUGCCACCAGCGCCGCCUUCAACGACGACGGGAACGAGCCGAUGCAGGUCGGCGAUGACGAGCAGAACUCCAAGGGCAGCAUUGAAAUGGUGGAGGAGAAGAUGAAGGAUUGCUUCAUCAAGAAUAAGCGGGUUAAGCGUCAACUCUCGCCGUCGACGGCGGCUAUGGCGGAGGAAAGGCGGUUACAUCGCGAUGAUCGGUUCGGUGCCACAUCGAAAGGUUUCGAUCCUCGUGUUGAGAGAUUGCGAGCGUUGGACCUUAUUUCCCAGUUUCAUGCGUGAGUGACGGACUACGUUCCCGAGUUUGGAAGAUUGAGAUAGAAGAGUUAAAUCGCAUUCCGUGAUGGAGAUGAAUUAAGAGUCCCGACUAGGCUAUAUGCUAGAGGGAACUCAAUUUCCAUAAGAAGGUGCAUGGAUCUCAGUACCAAUAUCAAGGUUGAAGAAUAAUGUAACGAGGGUCAAUGUGUUCAAGGUUUCUUGCCAGUUUCUUUGGGAAUUAGAUUACCAACCGAGCUAUUUUCCCAGAGGUCCAAGCCAUAUCGAUGCUAACAGGACACCACUGUGCCUUCAAUGAGUGUCAAUAUGUUAAUGCUGUAUGGGAAUGGAAUGGAAGGACUACUUGUUGAAGAGACAACAACACAGCUGAUUUCUUUUGUGCACAGAAAGAAGUAGAGUGUUGGAGCACGACCAACUGCUACACAAGGCUGAGGUUGACUUCUCUGUACUGAAAUCCUGUACAUAAUUGUAUUGCAUUUUUCUUCUAUGGCCAGGUAUUGAGGUCUCACUCAUUGCAUUAUGCUCAUGGCCUACCCUACUAAUCCCCGAAGAUGCUAUGCCUUCCAGAAGACAAUAAGGAUUUUAAUUUACCUAGGUUUCGGUUCUGUGUUUUCUUCCUCUGUAUAGUCUCCAUUGCGUGCUUUGAAUAGUACAAUGCAUAUUUUUCUUGAUUUAGACCCUAUGUUGCAUAAUUUCCUCUCGUGACAGUUGAAAAUAAAUAGAUAUUGAUGAUAAAUAUCAAAUACACUAAUGUUUUGAUGAAAUUGCAAGGCCACCUGCACCCUUAUAUCUUGUGGAUGUCGUUUAUUUUAGUCUUUCGAAAGAGCUGCAAGUUGCCAAAAUUUUCCUUGAAAAUUUAUUUUAUUGACAAUUUCAUUCAUUGGAUGUGAUAUUUUAUUAAGACAUUUCACAUUGUUGUGCAUACCUAAAUAUCUUGACAA
Messenger RNA from Momordica charantia (bitter melon), 1477 nucleotides. The record is from RefSeq and is a predicted model, not a curated record. Lineage: Eukaryota; Viridiplantae; Streptophyta; Magnoliopsida; Cucurbitales; Cucurbitaceae.